This is a messenger RNA of Aspergillus alliaceus, 1528 nucleotides long. Its product is annotated as WD40 repeat domain-containing protein. The record is from RefSeq and is a predicted model, not a curated record. The coding region runs from base 132 to 1211 and encodes 359 amino acids. The transcript is spliced from 5 exons. Gene Ontology annotation, cellular component: catalytic step 2 spliceosome. Gene Ontology annotation, molecular function: protein binding; RNA binding. NCBI's taxonomy places the organism in Eukaryota, Fungi, Ascomycota, Eurotiomycetes, Eurotiales, Aspergillaceae.
CCAUAUCACCGGUGUUCGUAUACUCCACCACUCUUCCAAUAUAACUUGAUCCAUUUCUUCAUAUUUUUUAUCUUUUUGCUUCUUUGCUAAUCUUGUUUUUUGUACUACGAUCCGCAGACCCUUCUAGGAACAUGUCUGGAGAGAAGCGACCCGCGCAGGAAGCUUUUGGAUCAUCUAGUCAGCUCGUUGUGAAGCGAAAGAAGUCAGAUGUUGGUCUGAAUGAUGGUACUGCAGUGGUAAAAAACACAUCGCGGAAUGGAACUCUUGCACAAGUAGUUCCCCGCACCAGUGGGCUUGAGGCGCCGAUUAUGGAGCUAACAGGUCACUCCGGCGAAAUCUUUACCUUACGGUUUGACCCUACUGCGCAGCAUAUUGCCUCCGGUUCGAUGGACAGGUCUAUUUUGCUUUGGAACACCUAUGGGCAAUGCGAAAACUAUGGCAUCCUGUCGGGCCACCGAGGGGCGGUACUUGAUCUACAGUGGUCUCGCGACUCAAGGACGAUAUUUUCCGCGUCGGCAGAUAUGUCACUUGCAAGUUGGGACUUGGAAACUGGGCAAAGGAUACGUCGCCAUUUGGGCCACGAAGAGAUAGUCAACUGUCUGGACAUCAGUAAGAGGGGCCAGGAGUUGUUGGUUAGUGCGGGUGACGACGGCUGUGUAGGUAUAUGGGAUCCCCGACAAAAGGAUGCUAUUGAAUAUCUGGAAACAGAAUUGCCUAUUACUGCGGUGGCCUUGUCAGAAGCGGGCAACGAAAUAUAUAGUGGCGGCAUCGAUAACACCAUCCACGUGUGGGAUCUGCGGAAAAAGGCGAUUGCUUACUCCAUGACGGGACAUAUGGAUACUAUCACCUCGUUGGAGAUUUCUCCAGACUCUCAGACGCUUCUCUCGAACUCUCAUGAUUCAACUGUACGAACAUGGGAUAUCCGACCUUUUGCACCGACGAAUAGGCUCAUCAAAACGUAUGACGGUGCUCCUGUCGGGCUAGAAAAGAACCUCAUUCGAGCGAGCUGGGACCCGAAGGGCGAAAGGAUUGCAGCGGGAAGCGGUGACAGGAGCGUGGUUGUCUGGGAUUUCAAAACCGGAAAACUUCUGUACAAGCUUCCUGGACAUAAAGGCGCAGUCAAUGAUGUACGGUUUUCGCCGAACGGCGAGCCUAUCAUCGUAUCUGGCUCGUCUGAUCGGACUCUUAUGCUGGGAGAACUUGGCAAGUGAGAACAUGUUACAUAUACCCCAGAUUAUUUAGCCUCAAUAUAAUAUCUAGCACGUACUUUAGGGCACGUUUCCAUUCUUGAAUAGAGAUCAAUGACUUUUAUAGUGUCAUCAAGGUCAGCUCAACUCGACUAGGGAUGGCCUGCUCAAAAUGUUACAGCGCGGAUAUGCCUCGCAGCAAUCAGCUCAACUGAUGAUACGAGUGACAUUAUAUGGACUGCACAAGGGAGAAGGUAUUGUCAAGCAAAUGAUUCCAACAACUACUCAGGUAUCUAUUAGUGAGCAUGUGCUGCUGGCAUUGGAGUUACGGCUGUUUGCUU